AUAAGUACAGUGCCUUUAAAGAUCCGGAUCCACUUUUGAUGUUACUUGGAUAAUAUAAAAAGCUUUUUACACUUAUGUAAAUACGGACUAAUUCGGCUAUCACAAGUAUCUUCUGCGAUUCUCUGACAAAUUUGGAUAUUUUCAUUGUGAGAUUUUCUAUGGAUGACCCAUCAAUUAAAAAGCGAUUGAUCGAUGUUGGUAACGACGACCAUGAGUACGAUGAGGUCGAAGAGCUACCAGAGGAACCAAAAUCAAGUCAGGUAUUGCAGUCAACGUCAACGUCACAAAAUAGUAUCAACAUUGGAGACAAUACUGUCACAGCAUCAAGCCACAUUUCUGACGUUGGCGGCAUAAGAGCCGAGGACUUGCCGCCAGAGUUGCCACCUCCAAAGCAGAAAUCUGUAAAGAAUUCAAAGAACAAGCAAAAGCAGAAAACGGCAGCCAAUAAAUCAAAAAUACCCCGAUCACCAUCUUUGGCGAGCAGCUUGAGCAGUUUGGCCAGCAGCUUUAGUGGCAGUCACGGCAAUAAUAAUAAUAACAAUAAUAACGUUCCACCACAAACGCCUCCGUUGCCAACCAGUUAUCAACAGCAGAAUAAAAAUAAAGCGAAACUUAUGAAUGGUGCGGAAAACAAUGGCGGUGCAAGUGCUACGCCAGUGGCUGCACCCGUCACACCCGUAAAAUCAAAUAAUGCAUUGCAAGAUUGCAAAAGCACUAUGGGAAUAGGAAGUAAUGUCCAAUUAAGUCAAGUAUUUACCACUGAUGGCGGCGAUAGUGGCACUAGCUUGGAGGCAAGCCCCUGUUCAUCUGGAGCACCCCGUCCUCAGGUACAAAUAACUCCGAUCGUCCAAGCGACAAAAUCAUCAACUCCAAACCCAGCAUCACCAAAAAAUUUUCAGUAUUUAACAUUAACGGUUCGUAAGGAUGAAAAUGGCUAUGGCAUGAAGGUCUCUGGGGACAAUCCGGUUUUUGUGGAAAGCGUUAAGCCCGGCGGAGCAGCACAAAUUGCAGGAUUAGUGGCUGGAGAUAUGAUUUUAAAGGUAAAUGGACAAGAAGUGCGGCUGGAAAAGCACCCAACUGUAGUGAGUUUAAUCAAAGCUUCCACAAUUGUUGAGCUGGCUGUUAAGCGCAGCCAGAAGGUGGCCAGGCCCACCUCAGUGGGCAUUGUUCCGACAACACCCGUACUCUCAGGACGCGAUCGCACAGCAUCAAUUACUGGUCCUCAACCUGUUGACAGUAUCAAACGGCGAGAGAUGGAAUCGUACAAGAUACAAACCCUACAAAAAAUGUUAGAGCAAGAAAAAUUGAAUUUGGAGCGCCUUAAAGGUGAUACACAUAAUCCCAGCUAUAAACUGUCGGAGGCAAACAUUCGAAAGCUUCGCGAGCAAUUACGGCAGGUGGGAGCUGAGGAUACGCCAACAAUUAAAUGUCAAGCAGCUGCAAGCGACAAAAAUACUGAGUUACUAAUGCACAAUCAAAUUCAAAAUUUGUCUGCCGUCACCACUCCUCAUCACAAUCAGCAUCAUCAUCUUUCCAACAACAACAACAAUCAUCACAGGCAACAGGCUAGCACACCACAGUCGCAAUCAGCACAACACUCAUCACCCGCAUUCCUUUCGCUACUGCCACGUUCUCUUUCGUCUCUUUCGCUGGGCACGCGAAAGAAUAAGAUUGACAAAGAUUUGCUAACCUCGACAUUACAUAAUACUACGGACAUCGUACCACAUCAGCGAACACCUGAUGCUUUUAAUCCAAUGUCGCAGUCCCUAUAUCAUCACAUUCAUACGAACAUGGCAAACAUGCAACCAAAUACGCAGCGUAGUUUACAACAGCAGUAUGUGUACCAGCAGCAGCAGCGCUUUAAGGAAACUUUGAAAUCGACGUCGGCAACAAAAGGUAAAAAUAAGUUUACAAUAUCAAAGAGUUUGAUCGAAGAAGACAUACCGCCACCCCUACCACAAAGAAAUCCAACACGACAACUAGCCUUGGAUUUGGGCAAAGCAAACAAUAUACAUCUGUUUUCUCCGGUUUCCGACUUGGAUCGUGCAGGUAGUCCACAACGCAAUUCCCCACAGUCAUUGGCAAAUGCUAGCAAUAGCAGUGGCUCUCCAUUUAACAACAAUAAUAGUAACAGCAAUGUCAAGACAAAGCGAUCAAAAGUGAAGACUAAAGCUUUAUCGGAUCCAAAAAUGACAACGCAAAUGUUUUUGCAAAUGGAAACCACCUGUCGGUCCGUUGCAACUGAAGACAUGGUCCAUAGUAGCAGCUUCGAUGUAGAUUGUGUUCCACCGCCACUGCCACCACGGCAGCCUGGCAUGCUGUCGGAGGAAGUAAAUCGUGGAAGCUGCCAUAACCUUAAUAAUGGACGUCCACAACCAAAUUCUCUAUGUACUGUUUAUAAUUACCCACUUGUCUCGACAUGUACGGCAGUUCAAAGCGACAAUAUUAAAGCUGCAUUUCCAUUAUCGCAACGCCCUAACAUAGUUAAACAAUUGCAGCAGCACCAACAACACCAGCCACUCAGCGGUGUGCCCACUGCAGUCCUUGGUCAAACACCCCAAUUAAAUCAAAUGAAACAUCGACGCGUUGGAUCUUCCCCGGACAACAUGCAUCCAAGACACCCGGAUAGAUUAGUGAAAACCACCUCCGGCUCUUGGGAGAUUGUUGAGAAAGAUACAGAGGUGACGCCACCAGGUACUCCGCCGCCGCCUUAUUUAACAAGCUCGCAUAUGCCCGUACCUGAAGAUCCUAAUGAGAACUGCAGUGGUGGCGCGGGAAUCUUUAUAGAAUCACAUCACUUUACGCCUAUGGCUUGUGCAACGUCACCCUCGCAGCAGCCAUUACAUUCCAACCGUAUACAGGCGUCUCAAUCAACUGACACUCAAAAGGAAAUUAUUUCCAUGGAAGAUGAGAACUCCUCCGAUCAAGAAGAACCAUUUAUUGAUGAAAAUGGACCAUUCAACAAUUUAACACGCUUGCUUGAGUCCGAAAAUGUUGUAUUUCUAGCUGUUUUCCUUAAUUACGUUUUAUCAAACUCUGAACCAGCGCCACUUCUUUUUUAUCUAAUAACUGAAUUAUACAAAGAAGGUACCUCCAAGGACAUGCGGAAAUGGGCCUAUGAAAUACACUCAACUUUCCUAGUGCCGCGUGCCCCUCUAUCUUGGUAUCGGCAAGACGAGUCUUUAGCGAGGGAGGUGGACAAUGUGUUACAGCUAGAGUUUGACAAAGUGGAAAUUUUGCGAACUGUAUUCUUACGCAGUCGCAAACGCGCCAAGGAUCUUAUCAGUGAGCAGUUGCGGGAAUUUCAGCAGAAACGGACUGCUGGCCUGGGUACCAUAUAUGGCCCCACCGACGACAAGCUCGCUGAAGCUAAGGCAGACAAGCAAAGAGAGCAAAUCAUUGACAAAUAUCUAAUGCCCAAUCUGCAAUUGUUGAUUGAGGAAGUUGAAAAGGAUUUACCACAGGAAGAUGCUCGCAGACUAGCCUUAUGUUCUGCACUUUCAACGGUGAUACACCGCAUAUUUACUACUCGUUCGCACCCAAACAGUAUUGUGGAUCGUGUGCAUCAUUUUGUUAGCCGUGAAAAGAGUUUUAAGUCUCGCUUGAUGGGUAAAAAUCGAAAGAUGAUUGUACGUGGUCAUCCAUUAGUAUUACGCCAAUACUACGAAGUAACACAUUGUAAUCAUUGUCAAACGAUUAUAUGGGGUGUGAGCCCUCAAGGCUAUCAUUGCACAGAUUGCAAAUUAAACAUUCAUCGUCCGUGCUCGAAAGUCUUGGACGAAAGCUGCCCGGGACCACUUCCUCAAGCAAAACGACACCCACACAACGACAAUAAAAUUAGUAAAUUUAUGGGUAAAAUACGACCCAGGACGAGCGAUUUUAUAGCAAAUGAAAAGCGCGCUCGCCAGGAUGAGGAAAUGGAAACUGAGUUGAGCAACGAUCGUGUGCAAUCAUCGCCGAUAGUUCGUCAACCGUCGGAUCGCAGGCUAGAUGCUAACAUAUCUUUUCGCUCCAAUGGGAAUACAUCCAUUAAUUCCUCUGUGCUUAAUAAUAGUGAUUUGCAGACUUCUUUUAACGCUGUCAGCAAUGCCAACGAAAAUACUACUGGCAGUGGUAGUUUCGCGGGUGUUGCAGACCUUACAACGAGUUCAGGAUCAGCGACCUUAUCUAAUAGCUUGACAGGUGGCAUCGGUAUGAAUUCUACAACCGAUUUAAAUGCAUCGGAAUCAACAGAAAGUAAGGAUGCCAGGAGAGAAUCCUUUCACCCACAACACAAAAGCGCACCAGUUUCUGUUAACCGAUCCGAGUCAUAUAAGGAACGCUUAUCAAGCAAGCGGAGCCGUAAUAGCCGUCGAAAAACUUCGGACCCCAGCUUAUCGUCGCGUGCUACUGACGAGCAACCGGACGUGGGCAUCUCAACUCCCAAAUAUACGGGAGGAUCAAAUUCUAGUCUCUCUUCUGGAGGUGACUCUGAUAGUCCAAGCAUCUCAAUGGAACAAGUUACCGGCGGUAUUGCCGGUGCAACCGCUGGUAUCAACGCCAUAUCCAGUGCAUCUAAUUUGCAUCAGCAUCCACAUCCACAUCUACUAAUACAGCAGCACGCAAGUCAGCACAGCCAGCAGGAUUCGUUUCAAGGUAGCGUGGGAAGUGGCAGCAGUGCUAGCAACACAAGCUUCUGGAAUGCCCACCAGCCAUUGCAGCGCCCAUGGAAUAUCGAUAGCGACGAUGAGGACGAUUUCAACGAAGCCGAUUGGAGUUCACUUGUUGCAGUUGAGAUGCUUUCAGCGCUAUCAGAUGCUGAGAAGAAGCGGCAGGAAAUAAUUAAUGAAAUCUUUCAAACAGAACGUAACCACGUUCGCACUCUGAGAUUGUUGGAUCGUUUGUUCUUUUUGCCGCUGUACGAUAGUGCUUUGCUUUCCCAAGACCAUUUACUGAUAUUAUUCCCACCCGCACUGCUAUCCCUGCGAGAGCUUCAUGGCGCUUUCGAACAAAAGUUAAAGCAACGUCGAGUGGAACACAAUCACGUUGUAAAACACAUUGGUGAUUUGCUGACGGAUAUGUUUGAUGGUCAAUCGGGUGAGGUGCUUUGCGAACAUGCUGCUCAGUUUUGCGCUCGUCAGCAAAUAGCACUUGAAGCAUUGAAAGAAAAGCGACAUAAGGAUGAGCAGUUACAGAAACUGCUUAAAAAAUCUGAGUCACAUAAGGCUUGUCGUCGACUAGAACUUAAGGAUUUAUUGCCCACGGUAUUACAGCGGCUGACUAAAUACCCUCUAUUAUUCGAGAAUCUUUAUAAGGUCACUGUUCGAGUGCUACCCGAAAAUACUACUGAAGCAGACUCCAUCCAGCGCGCCGUGGAGUCAUCGAAAAAGAUUCUCGUCGAAGUAAAUAAGGCUGUGAAGACAGCCGAGGACGCUCACAAGCUGCAAAACAUUCAGCGCAAAUUAGACAAAUCUUCAUAUGAUAAGGACGAGUUUAAAAAACUAGAUCUUACGCAACAUCAUCUUGUACACGAUGGCAACUUAACAAUGAAGAAGAAUCCUAGUAUACAGCUUCAUGGAUUACUCUUUGAAAAUAUGAUUGUUUUGCUUACAAAACAGGACGACAAAUAUUUGCUAAAGAAUCUUCAUACGCCACUAGCAGUCAGCAAUAAGCCUGUUAGUCCGAUUAUGAAUAUUGAUUCAGAGACUUUAGUUCGUCAGGAAGCAGCUGACAAGAACUCGUUCUUUUUAAUCAAGACAAAGACUUCACAAAUGCUUGAACUGCGUGCUCCCAGCAGUUCUGAGUGCAAAACAUGGUUUAAGUACAUAUCAGACGCUGCUGCGCAACAGCAUAAGGCGAGAUCUAAAAGUUCCAAUAGUCAAGAUGUGCCCGGCGAUGAUACGGUUGUCGUCAUAGCAUCACAAACCCCCAGGGAGUCAGUGGAACAAACACCAGACCGCUCGCAUCCAACAAGCGCCACUGCAACCGUUACCACAACACCUCUGGCACCGCUGCUCCCGAUAGCUACAGUCACACCAGCACCAACUGCUAGCCAGAACUAUGACAAUGAUAAUUGCCGCCGUGAAAGUGCAAACAAUGACAAUGCCGGCUAUUAUAAUGUAUUAGCUAAGCGACGGCUUAGCCAUAACGAUACAGGCACAUCAAUAAGUCGCACCAUGUCCACUCGCAGUUGCGGCGAGGCCAACAACAAUUAUCCGACCGGACUUGGACAGGAUUUAAAUGCUGUAGCGCUGCGUCACACACAAUCCGCACGUGAACCAAACAGCGAAGAUCGCGCAAUGAACUACGGUUUAGUAGGUGGGCCGUCAAAGCGUGACAGUGCGAGCAUCGUCUGCUCUAACAAUUCGAACAAUACGCGUACAUUACUCAUGCAGUCACCGCUUGUUGAGCCAACAGCAAUUCAAAUAAGCAUUAACCCGGCGCACACCGCUCAGCCAGUGCUUACGCCUGGGGAGCGAUUGCGUCGCCUAGAUGCGUCUAUUCGCGACGGAUUACUGGAGAAGCAAAGAAUAAUUUGUGAUAUAUUUCGCAUGCCAGUGGAGCAUUUUAACGAGAUUGUUGACAUUGCUAUGAUGCCUGAAGCACCCAAAGAUUGCGCUGAUAUUGCGUUAGCUGCCUAUGAUCAAGUGCAGGUGUUGACAAAAAUCUUAAAUGAUUACAUGCAUGUAUCACCGGAAAUGGAGAUUUCGGCCGUAUCAACGGCUGUGUGUGACCAUUGUCAUGAGAAGGAGAAUCUUAAAAAAGUCUCGAUACAAUCUCCGCCGCCGUUGCCGCCACCAAAUAAACAACAAGCACAGGCUCAACAGCAAACACCACACUUGAAGAGAAUGCCAACACUGAAAGCACAUGAUGUUGAGGAAGUCGCCAUACAUGAAGAUGAUGAUGGAUAUUGUGAAAUCGAUGAGUUGCGUUUGCCUGCAAUUUCAGCAAAGUCACCAGCGUCUACACCGUUGGCGCCGUUUAAAUUUUCAAGUGUGUCAGCCACAGAAAAUAAUUUGACACUGGCUCAGGGAGACGACAAUAAUAUUGAUAUAGCCAAGCGACAGUGCAACGUUAAUGUCGAAAGCAUUCCUGAGAAACCCGUCGAUGAGCUGCUUAUCAGCUCAGACUCUAGCGCAAAGAAAUCGGAGCUUGUAGCAAUACCAAUUGAAGAUGUGAGCGUCAAACAAGAAACUGAAAUAUAUCACACAGAGAUAUCUGAAUCCACCGAUAAAAAAGAAAAAGUUGAAAAAGACUACCGCACCGUCGAUUUUCCGCAAAGUGUAGUAGAAUCUGAAGAUAAAAGUGAUCGCAUUGAAAUCAAUGAUGUAUAUGAUAAUUUGGCUGCACUUAAUAAAGCGCAUACAACAUUAUCAUUGAUUAACAACUCCACAAAAAUGGCACAGCCCAUGAUCGUCACUGCGAAGGAUGAAGUUUUAAGCUCAACGUCCACUUUCGGAUCAGGGAAAUCAUGUGGACUCAAUCGCAUACAGCACGCCUAUUCUUUAGAGCCGAGCGUUCCCUGUCAUGCUCUCAGUACCAUUGUAAGUGUGUUGAAUGAGCAAAUUUCGCUUCUUUUGCCCAAAAUCAAUGAACGCGAUAUUGAGCGCGAGCGUUUGCGCAAAGAAAACCAACACUUGCGUGAACUUUUGAGCGCAAUGCAUGAACGUCAGCGAGUUGAUGCAACAAAGGAAACUCCAACCGAUAUCCUGACUAUUCUGCAAGCAGCUGACGCAGAAUUUGAAGAUGAUAUUGAUGCUAUUUCCAAUACAUCCCUUACACCGACACCCACGCCGAUACCUUCAGCUCCAACUAGUGACAGUGACGUAGACUUGCAAGAUCAGCCAUCAUCUACUGGUUCUGAUACACUAGAAACAAUAAGCACUGAACGAAAUAUUGACCGCGAGCUGCCAAUCGUACCCGGUUCGCACAUGCUUCCGGAAGCACUCUCAUUUAUAGAGCAGGAAGAGCGCAAAGAAAAUAGGAUCGAAAAUAAUUAACGGCACGAGGUAUCCAUGCUUAUCUAGCGCAAACCAUUCCGCAAUCUUUUUAGAGAAGAAUAUGCCUUGGGCUCAUAUUAUUGUGACUGCCCCCAUUCAAUGUAUUAAGAAAAAUAUAAAAUAGACUAGAAGUUCUUUGAUGCAUGUAUAAACAUAAAUCUUAACGUUCAGUUGUUUUGUUGUUUGUUUAGCAACGACAUUGUCCAAUUGAAUUGGCAGUGUCGGUGGCAAUAUAAAAACAUAAAAACAUCCAACUACUUAAUAAAGCUAGAUUUGCUUUAAAAAGUUGUUAGCUGUACUGGCUUAAGGGUGAAAAUUUGCUUGAUUUAUAAUACGUAUGUAUAUUCCAUUUAGUGACAUUAAAUAAUUCAAUACAAGUUGAUGUUCAUAAAUUUUCGAUAUAAACAAUAAUUGUAUAUAAUAUAUUAUCUAUAUAAUUAAUGUAAAAUAAAAAUGAAUGGCAUUAUAUGAAAUGUUCGAUACAUUUAUACGCCUAUUGUAUGACAUGAAACUUACUCA
This is a messenger RNA of Drosophila grimshawi, 8498 nucleotides long. RefSeq lists its product as uncharacterized. Gene Ontology annotation, cellular component: cytoplasm. Gene Ontology annotation, biological process: G protein-coupled receptor signaling pathway. Gene Ontology annotation, molecular function: guanyl-nucleotide exchange factor activity; G protein-coupled receptor binding. Bases 159 to 7979 code for a protein of 2606 amino acids. The transcript is spliced from 24 exons. Lineage: Eukaryota; Metazoa; Arthropoda; Insecta; Diptera; Drosophilidae. The record is from RefSeq and is a predicted model, not a curated record.